Molecule: messenger RNA, 1844 nt
Organism: Ixodes scapularis (black-legged tick)
Lineage: Eukaryota; Metazoa; Arthropoda; Arachnida; Ixodida; Ixodidae
Product: cytochrome P450 3A9
Exons: 14
Coding region: 18-1586 (522 amino acids)
Molecular function (GO): heme binding; monooxygenase activity; iron ion binding
Source: RefSeq, a predicted model, not a curated record
GUGCGCUUGGCGCCGCAAUGUGGAGUUACGCGGCCCUCUUCAUCUACACGGCGGUAAUCGCCUUGUUCAUCGAAGCACUUCGUCGCGUCAUAAGUUCCCGACGCAAGACAUUCUCGUACUUCAAGGAAAUCGGUGUGGAUGGCCCACCACCAAACCUCAUUUGGGGAAACCUUUGGGAAUACCACAGAAAGGGAAUCGUACAUGCAAUCCACGAUUGGUGCGAAAAGUAUGGCGACGUCUUUGGAUUUUAUAAUGGUGACGUUCCCACCCUCGUUGUGAAGGACUUGGACUUUUUGUCGUACGUCUUCAUCAAGAACUUUUCAAACUUCAUGAAUCGAGGGGUGACAAUGAGGACUGACGAGCAACACGAAUUGCUUGGUCGGAGUCUCCUGCAUGCGCAAGGGCUCCAGUGGAAGCGGACGAGGAGUUGCGUAUCCUACGCGUUCACCGCGAGUAAAUUUAAGCAGCUCUUUCCUCACAUGGACAGGUCAUGCGAUCGCCUUCUUGAGGUAGUGAGGGAGAGGGCAAACAGCGGCAAGGAAGAAAACGUGGGCAAUCUCUUCAAACCUCUGACCAUGGACUACAUCAGCGGGGCGAGCUUCGGCAUUCAGACCUCUUUCCAGGAAGAGAAGAACCACCCGCUUUUCUUGAUGGCCAAGAAGGUUCUUCCGGGCACCAUGACCGGCCCGUUCCACAUGAUCGCACAAGCAACCACAACGUUAAAGGAUCUGGUUGCACCACUGCUGUGGCUUAAUUCCAAACUGGGCUCCUUUACUUACGAUAAGUUCUCCAAACUCGCCUACAAAGCGGUGGAAGCGAGAAGAAAAAAUCCGUCGCCACGGACCAUGGAUAUUCUGCAAAUCAUGUUGGAUGCUGAGACCGACGAGAGCUUCGAAGAAACCGAAGUAAAGAAUGGAGAAAUCAAGGUCCAGAAAAAGCUAACCCCAACGGAAGUGUUCGUUAACACUGGGGUGUUUCUCGUCGCAGGGUUUGGAACCACUUCUGUGGCACUGAGCAAUCUAAGCUUCGUCCUUGCCAAAUACCCCGAAGUGCAAGACAAAGUCAGAGAGGAGGUCAAUGCUGCCAUGAGAAAACACGGCCACAUCAACUACGCCGCUGUCACCGAAGACCUCAAGUACCUCUCUAACGUCGUGGACGAGACUCUCCGCAUCUACCCCGUAGUCGUAGCGUUCAACACACGAUCGGCAUUAAACGACUUCGAGUAUGAAGGCGUCAAGUACAAGGCGGGACUGAGCAUCAUGUCCCCUACCAUCGAGAUACAAAAAGAUCCGAGAUUCUGGCCAGAACCUGAAAAGUUUGAUCCGGACAGGUUCCUUCCGGAGAACGUGGCCUUGCAGCACACCAUGGCCUACCAGCCCUUCGGUCAGGGACCCCGCAAUUGCAUCGGCAAGAGGCUGGCGCUCCUUGAGACCAUCUACACGGCGGCACGGAUGGUGAACGAGUUCCGCUUCGAGCUUGGAGAGUCUCAGAAGGAAGAGAACGAAAUGCUGUUCUACUCCAUGACCUGCGAGCCCAAAGAUGGACCCUGGAUCAAGUUCACCAAGAUCGUGGGCUCGGCGUCAUGAUCUGACCUGUGUCCUCAUUGUUAGUGUGGCUGGAACGACACACACACACACACACACACACACACACACACAAAAUGUAUCGACAAAGCUACGACUACUUGCCAACGGACGUCUCUUUCCGGGUUCCAAGUGGAAUCGGAACUCCCUUUCGUCAAAUCCCCGUCCCAUCGAAUGACGGCAUUUUGUAUCGUGGACUGAGCCAGUAAUCAUUUGUUUGCUAUUCUAAGGCCAGAAGAAGAAGUUGUUCCCCGAGUAAUA